AUGUACACUUGCAUGCUGUACAUCAAUACUUAUCAAUCUCCAGCAUUUGCAUUGAAAGGACGUACAAGCGGAAAGCUUCUCUCUUCCUUCUCCUCUUCACUCCUCUUCACUCUCAUCAGGAUCAUGGAUCCCUACAAGGAAUCGAAACUCAUCCUCCCUCCCCCUGAUCAACGCCCUUCAAGUGCUUACAAUUCCCCAUUCUGGACAACAAACGCCGGUUUACCAGUCUACAACAACACCGCAUCACUGACUGUUGGAAACAGAGGUCCGAUUCUCCUUGAAGAUUAUCAUCUGAUCGAAAAACUUGCGAAUUUCACUCGUGAAAGGAUCCCAGAACGUAUAGUUCAUGCAAGAGGUGCUAGUGCAAAGGGUUUCUUCGAGGUCACCCAUGACAUCACUCAUCUCACCUGUGCUGAUUUCCUCCGUGCUCCCGGAGUUCAAACUCCGACGAUUGUUCGUUUCUCUACUGUCAUCCAUGAACGUGGAAGCCCUGAAACCAUCAGAGACCCCCGAGGUUUUGCAACAAAGUUCUACACCAGAGAGGGUAACUUUGAUAUUGUGGGAAACAACUUCCCUGUGUUCUUCACUCGUGAUGCAAUGGCAUUCCCAGAUGUGAUCCAUGCAUUUAAGCCAAACCCUAAAUCGCACAUCCAAGAAGACUGGAGAAUUCUCGACUUUCUCUCACACCAUCCAGAAAGCUUGAACACGAUGACAUUCUGGCUGGAUGAUGUUGGGAUUCCAACUGAUUACAGACACAUGGAAGGGUCAAGUGUCAACACUUUAACCCUAGUUAACAAAGAAGGGAAAACACACUAUGUGAAGUUCACAUGGAAACCCACAUGUGGGGUUAAGUGUUUGAUGGAUGAGGAAGCUAUCAAGAUCGGAGGAGCUAAUCACAGCCAUGCAACACAAGAUCUUUACGACUCCAUUGCAGCUGGGAAUUAUCCAGAAUGGAAGCUUUUUCUGCAAGUUAUUGACCCGGAUCAUGAAGACAGACUUGACUUUGACCCACUUGAUGGAACCAUGGUAUGGCCGGAAGAUGUGGUACCUUUGCAGCCGGUUGGGCGUAUGGUUUUGAACAAGAACAUUGAUAACUUCUUUGCUGAGAAUGAACAAUUGGCGUUCAAUCCGGGUCUUGUUGUCCCCGGAAUCUACUAUUCCGAUGAUAAGAUGCUUCAAGGGAGAAUUUUUGCGUAUUCCGAUACUCAAAGGCAUCGUCUUGGACCCAAUUAUCUCCAACUUCCGGUCAACGCGCCCAAAUGUGCUCAUCAUAACAAUCAUUAUGAUGGAAAUAUGAACUUCAUGCAUAGAGAUGAAGAGGUUGAUUACUUCCCUUCGAGGUAUGAUCGUGUUCAACAUGCUCAGAAGUACCCGAUCAAUUCUGCUAGGGUUACGGGAACCCGUGAAAGGACUGUGAUCCCAAAAUUUAACGAUUUCAAGCAGCCAGGAGAGAGAUACAGAUCUUGGGAACCAGACAGGCAAGAACGAUUCAUUCACCGAAUGGUUAAGAUGUUGUCCGACCCACGGGUCACCCAUGAGCUCCGCAGUAUUUGGAUCUCCUACUGGACCCAGGCUGACCAGUCUUUGGGCCAGAAGAUAGCAUCAAGGCUCAGUGUGAGGCCCAGUUAUUGA
Molecule: messenger RNA, 1632 nt
Organism: Lactuca saligna
Lineage: Eukaryota; Viridiplantae; Streptophyta; Magnoliopsida; Asterales; Asteraceae
Source: the annotation of a GenBank genome assembly